This is a messenger RNA of Oryza brachyantha (malo sina), 1861 nucleotides long. RefSeq names its product glycosyltransferase BC10-like. The transcript is spliced from 11 exons. Gene Ontology annotation, cellular component: membrane. The record is from RefSeq and is a predicted model, not a curated record. The coding region runs from base 291 to 1421 and encodes 376 amino acids. Gene Ontology annotation, molecular function: glycosyltransferase activity. NCBI's taxonomy places the organism in Eukaryota, Viridiplantae, Streptophyta, Magnoliopsida, Poales, Poaceae.
GCGGGGGAGGAGGGAGGAUAAUGGGGUGGAUUUGGCCUGGGGUUAGGGGAUUGGGCGGCGGCGGCGCCACAUUGAUUUUUCUGGAUCCUUGAUGGGAGAAAUCUUGUGGGUUUUGAUGAGCAUUGGCGUUUCUGGGUGUAAAGCUGCCAUCUUUUAGAGCAAAGUGGAAGUUGUGCUAGGACUGUUUCCUAGGCCCAGUGAAUUCUGAGAGAGAUGAAGGUGAGGAACUGUAUUGUGAGAGGAAGAAAAGAGUGAAGUGGCAUCAGUUGUGGCCAUAAGGCGUCAAGGACAUGAAGGGUGUUCCAGUGCCACGUGCAAGAGCAUCUCCAAGAAGGCACAUAUGGACACUAGUGGUUCUAAUUUUCAUUGCAAUCACUGGACUAUGGAUUUAUAUGUACCCACCCCAGGAUUAUACCUAUCCUGUUAGGGAUUGGUAUCCUGUCAGGGACUGGUUUCCUGCAGAACCUGCCCGGGAACUGACUGACGAGGAGACCGCCACACGUGUUGUAUUCAGACAGAUCCUCUCAACGCCUCCAUUCCCAUCGAGGAACCCCAAAAUUGCUUUCAUGUUCUUGACUCCUGGCAAUUUGCCAUUUGAGAAACUAUGGGAGUUAUUUUUUAAGGGCCAUGAAGGGAGAUACAAUAUAUAUGUUCAUGCUUCACGUGAGAAACCUGAACAUGUCAGUCCAGUAUUUGUUGGCCGAGACAUACACAGUGAUAAGGUGGGAUGGGGCAUGAUUUCUAUGGUUGAUGCAGAGAGGAGGUUGCUGGCAAAGGCCCUAGAAGAUACAGACAAUCAACAUUUUGUUUUGCUUUCUGACAGUUGUGUUCCUUUACACAAUUUUGACUAUGUGUAUGACUUCCUGAUGGGAUCAAGACACAGUUUUCUUGACUGCUUUGAUGAUCCUGGGCCACAUGGAGUAUUUAGAUAUUCGAAGCAUAUGCUGCCAGAGGUUCGAGAGACUGAAUUUAGGAAGGGCUCACAGUGGUUCUCAAUUAAGAGGCAACAUGCAAUGGUGGUGGUUGCAGAUAGUUUGUAUUACAUGAAAUUCAGACGUUUUUGCAAGCCAGGAAUGGAAGAGGGUCGUAAUUGUUAUGCAGAUGAGCAUUACUUACCAACACUGUUCCAUAUGAUGGAUCCUGCUGGAAUUGCUAAUUGGUCUGUGACUUAUGUUGAUUGGUCUGAGGGAAAGUGGCAUCCCAGGUCUUUCCGAGCUAAGGACGUAACUUAUGAACUCCUGAAGAAUAUGACAUCGGUUGACAUCAGCUACCAUGUGACAAGUGAUGAAAAGAAAGAGCUCUUGCAGAGGCCUUGCUUGUGGAAUGGACUAAAGAGACCAUGUUACUUGUUUGCAAGGAAGUUCUACCCAGAAGCUUCAAACAAUCUAAUGAACUUAUUCUCUAACUACACCAUUUUCUGACCUACACGUAUUGGAAGAAUUCAGUGUUCCAAAAUUCUUUUGUACAUCGAUGGUGAAGCAAAUUUAUUUACACUAAUUGGAUAUAGAAAUAGGGAAAAUAUUGGAUUCUGGAGCAGCAAUUAGGGUAUGUUGCCCAUGGGUAUAAUUUAGGAUUAUAUUGUUUCCAUUUCUUAGUUUUUGAGGAUUCCUUUUUGGCCCUACAAGAUGAUGUUGAUUCUGCCAUUUUUUUGCCAAGUAUCUUUUUUCUCUUAUAGCCUAGAUAUAGAUUUUUGCCACUUAUCUGUGCAUAGAAUACGUGUAAAUGGAAUCAUGUGAAUUCUAUGCACUUUAUUUAUCCUGUAUGGCUGUAUGAUACAGAGGGAUAGCAAAAGCAUUCUGUAAAGCAGAAUUCUGAGCCAUGAGUAAAUGAAAGUGUAUGCUCUAUAAUAUUUUGUCAUCAA